AUGGGGCCAAUUUAUUUCAUGUCCCUUUGCAAAGUACAGAUUUUUGGUGUACGGAUAGAUGGACUGCCUAAACAGCUCAAUUUUUUUAUUAAUGAAACUGAAACUAUGGGCAUAGAUGGUACCCAAACACACGGACCCAAUGCUGUCAUCUCGAUGCUGGAUAUGGUGCUAGACACCCACGGGCGUGGUGAAUCGACAUGCUCCAUCCAUGCGGAUAAUUGUCCAGGUCAGAACAAGAACCGCUACCUCAUUGGCUAUUUCACAUGGCGUGUGAUGACCGGCAGACAUGACGUGAUAGAAUACCACAUGCAAAUACCAGGACAUGCCAGGUGUCUGGUUGACAGUGGAUUUGGGCAUUUAAAUAAACUUUACAGACAAUAUCAGUACUUCCGCAUGACGACGGAAGAGCCAGGUGUGGUCACAAUGCUCACGGGAGUCGGAUGUCCAGAGGUCAAGGUUACUGUGCCUGUGGCUAUGGAUGGCGUCCAUAUUCCAUACCAACGACCGCAAAUUGUAGAGGCCAAAGGACUCAGCCGAAACAGACAGGAGUACUUGUACAAAGUUGUCAGGCCAUAUCUCAGCGAUGCUAACGAGGAUGCUACUUGCCCUUGCCCAGAAACAUAA
Dreissena polymorpha is the source of this 624-nucleotide messenger RNA. RefSeq lists its product as uncharacterized. The transcript has 3 exons. The record is from RefSeq and is a predicted model, not a curated record. Bases 1 to 624 code for a protein of 207 amino acids. NCBI's taxonomy places the organism in Eukaryota, Metazoa, Mollusca, Bivalvia, Myida, Dreissenidae.